Molecule: messenger RNA, 1740 nt
Organism: Vigna umbellata (rice bean)
Lineage: Eukaryota; Viridiplantae; Streptophyta; Magnoliopsida; Fabales; Fabaceae
Gene: PRP4
Product: proline-rich protein 4
Source: RefSeq, a predicted model, not a curated record
CAAUCAAACAGUUUCCCAUUCCACCAUAGAAGCUUAACAGCUUCUUUCUUAGUUCUAAGUGUGCCUUACUAUUUUCUCUAUAUAUCGUUAUUAUAGUCAUCAGGAACUGUAGUUGCAGUUCCUUAUGCAGGUUUUUACCCGGCGCCAAGGAGCACUUUUGUGCUUCUGGUUGUCUGUGCUAUUUCUGGUAGUAGGCUUCUGCUAUGGUGGCGACCACACCACAGUCCAGGUAGUUGGACUCGGAGAAUGCACAGACUGCAAUGCUAAAAAUAUUAAAACUAGCCAGGCUUUCUCAGGACUACGUGCAACAGUAGAGUGCAAAGCAGCAAGUGGGGACUUAGAAAGGAGAGGGGUUGGUGAGCUUGACGAAAAUGGAAACUUCAAAGUGUCCCUUCCACAUGACAUUGUGAAAGCUGAUGAACUCAAAGAAGAAUGCUAUGUUCAGUUACUCAGUGCAUCAGCUGCUCCUUGUCCUUCCCAUGAUGGUCCUUUUAGCACCAAAAUUGUUAUCAAGUCAAAAGGUGUCGACAAACACACACUUGGUCCUGCUGGAAAACUCAAGUUUUCUUCAGAGACAUGCGCUUCUGCUUUCUUCUGGAAGCACCACCCUCUCAUUCCUAAGCUUCCUCCUCAUCCACCCAUCACCAUCCCUCCAAUAGUAUUUCCACCGUUUCCACCAAAGAUUUUCCAUAAACAUCCUCCACCUGUGUAUACUCCUCCACCUGUAUAUACUCCUCCUCCUGUAUAUACUCCUCCUCCUGUUGAACCUUCUCCUCCUCCUAAGCCUCCACCGUCCCCUCCAAAACCACCAAAACCAUCCCCUCCAAAGGAGCCUCCUCAUCCAAAACCACCAAAACCAUGUCCCCCAAAGGAGCCUCCUCACCCAAAACCACCAAAGCCUCAUCCGAAACCACCAAAACCAAGUCCCCCAAAGGAGCCUCCUCAUCCAAAACCACCAAAACCAUGUCCCCCAAAGGAGCCUCCUCACCCAAAACCACCAAAGCCUCAUCCAAAACCACCAAAACCAAGUCCCCCAAAGGAGCCUCCUCAUCCAAAACCACCAAAGCCAUGCCCUCCAAAGCCACCAAAGGUCAAGCCUCCUGUUCCACCACCGGUUAAGCCUCUCCCCCCACCGGUUCCAAAGAAGCCAUGCCCACCAAAGCAUCCCCUUCUUCCUCCACUCAAGCCACAUCCACAUCCACUUCUUCCUCCACUCAAGCCACAUCCACAUCCACUUCUUCCUCCACUCAAGCCACUUCCACCUCUUCCAAAACUUCCUCCAAAGCACUUUUUCCAUCACCCCAAAUGGCCUCCGAUUCCCCCAUCUUCUUCUCAUCCUUAGGCUAUAACGCAGAGCUAGAUUACUCUUGGGUUUACAAAGCGUGCAUGUUUUUUGUCCUUUUUUAAGUGCUUUCCCUAUGAUCAACGAUUGAGGAAGUUUGUUGUUGCUAAUAAAGCCUCCCGAAGGAUAUUGCAUUUGAUGUGAAGAAAGCAUAUAUCAGUCAGAUAUGGAGAAAACAAAUAGAGCAUUUGAUUGAGAAGUUUGAAAUGUUUAUUUGAAUUUGAGUGUGAUAAUUGGUGCUGUUCUGAAUGAGCAAAGUUAGAGAACCCUAGAUAUUCUAUUUGUCGUUGAAUGAUUAUUUCUGGUGUAGAUAAGUGCAGUGUGAUGGGAUAGUUAAGCCUUCAUUAUGUCAUUUUCAGAGAAUAAGAAUGUAUAUUUACGUAUGAUUACUUAAUAGU